Messenger RNA from Terrapene triunguis (Three-toed box turtle), 1014 nucleotides. RefSeq names its product prostaglandin D2 receptor (gene PTGDR). The transcript has a single exon. NCBI's taxonomy places the organism in Eukaryota, Metazoa, Chordata, Testudines, Emydidae. Gene Ontology annotation, cellular component: plasma membrane. The coding region runs from base 1 to 1014 and encodes 337 amino acids. The record is from RefSeq and is a predicted model, not a curated record. Gene Ontology annotation, molecular function: prostaglandin D receptor activity. Gene Ontology annotation, biological process: positive regulation of cytosolic calcium ion concentration; inflammatory response; G protein-coupled receptor signaling pathway.
AUGGACGCCGGCGCCGACUACCGCUGCCGGAACAGCCGCGCCCUCGAGGGCGGCGAGUCGGCGCUGCCGGGCUCGCUGCUCUUCGGCGCCGGGCUGCUGGGGAACCUGCUCGCCCUCUUCCUGCUGGGCCAGCAGCGGCUGCGGCGCGGGCGGCCCCCGCCCGCCUCCGCCUUCUACCUGCUGGUGAGCGGGCUGGCGGUGACCGACCUGCUGGGCAAGUGCCUGCUCAGCCCCAUGGUGCUGGUGGCCUACGCCCGCAACCGGAGCCUGAGCGAGCUGUGGCCGGGCGGCGGGGAGCCGGGCCCCCUGUGCCAGCUCUUCGCCUUCCUCAUGGCCUUCUUCGGGCUGGCGCCCACGCUGCUGCUGCUGGCCAUGGCCCUGGAGUGCUGGCUCUCGCUGGGCCACCCCUACUUCUACCAGCGCCACCUGCGGCGCCGCCGCCGGGCCGCCGCCCUGCUGGCCCCGGCCGCCGCCGCCGCCCUGGGCGCCCUCUUCUGCGCCCUGCCGCGGCUGGGCUUCGGCGCCACCGUGCAGUACUGCCCGGGCACCUGGUGCUUCAUCCGCAUGGCCGGCGGCAGCGCCCCCGCGCGGGGCUACUCCGUGCUCUACGCCAGCCUGCUGGGCGCGCUGGGGCUGGCCAUCGGGCUCUGCAACCUGGCCAGCAUGCGCAGCCUCUACCGCAUGGCCCGCCGCUCCCACCGCCGCAGCGUCCCCACCGCCGGCGCAGCGACCGGCCGGGCCCCCGCCGCCCCGCGCAUGGAGGAGCUGGAUCAUCUCGUCCUGCUGGCCCUCAUGACCGUCCUCUUCACCGUCUGCUCCGUGCCCCUCAUCGUGAGUACCGGCCCCGGGAGCUGGGGAGAGAGAGCUGGGCGGCACGGGGUGGGGGGCAAUUAUUGGGUAAGGCCCCGAUCCUGUCGGGGCCCCGUGCGCCCCACCCUAACUGUGGCCAUCCUGAUCCCAAGGGCCGUCUUCCCACUGACUUCAAUCAGCGGGCUUUGGGUCCCGCCCAGGUAA